AUGACAUCUCUGUCAAGAGAUAUAGCUAGAUAUAAUAGUUUUACGCAGUCAAAAGACAAGUUAUUCAGAAUAUUUCAGUAUGGCAGUCGAUUAGUAUUAUGGUAUUUUAGCAAGGUUGGGGCAACUGGAAGAUUAGCUUACAAGGUGAAAAAACUAGAAGAAGCUGUUUCUCUUUCAAGGAAAUUAUUUCGUAUGGGAAAUAGUUUUGAUUUAAUGAUUAAAGUGAAAGAUAGUUUUAAAGGACCGGAUGCAUAUCAAGCCUUACUGGGUGUAAUUACACAUAGCUUUAAAGCUUUGUGGCUAGUAAUGGACCAUGUCAUUUGGUUAGGAAAAGUCGAAACAGUUCAGAUUCAAAUGAAGACAUGGUCCCAAUGGGCAUCUAGAGCCUGGUUAGUAUCUCUAGUGACUGCAACUGUUAUCGAUGUUCAUAAACUCAAUGACAUAAAAGCUCAAAUCAUUAAAGCCAAAACACCACAUGGCCAAUCAGACCAUCAUCAUAGAAAUAAUGUGCAGCUAUUAAAGAGAGAUUUUCAUGGUGCUCAAUUAACUUUUUUAAAAGACUUCUGUGAUAUAUUCAUUCCACUGUCAUCUUUAAACUAUGUUAGCCCUGGACUUGCAGCUCUAUGUGGAGUAACAUCAUCUGCUAUAGGUUUUAAAUUAGAAUGGGAAAAACAUGGCCAUCCAUACAAAAUUAAAGAAUGA
Molecule: messenger RNA, 702 nt
Organism: Lottia gigantea (owl limpet)
Lineage: Eukaryota; Metazoa; Mollusca; Gastropoda; Lottiidae
Exons: 4
Coding region: 1-702 (233 amino acids)
Biological process (GO): regulation of peroxisome size; peroxisome fission
Cellular component (GO): peroxisomal membrane
Source: RefSeq, a predicted model, not a curated record